CCCCUUCUAGCCACCCUAACCGUGCUGCUCGCUCGCUGGUUCAGGUCGUUUUGUUACCGCUGUUGGGACGGCAUUCGUGGGCCCGGUACUGUGACGUGACUACAAAUAUCUUUAUUAUGCCGCCAGGUGACCGAGAAGACUCAACUCGUAAAAGAGCACUUCAAGAAAUGUUCAGGUGCGGCAGUAAAGGCCUUGACGCAAGCGGAGUACUCAUCGGAAAACAAGGAACGUUAUGAAGACAACAGUGCUUACAAGGACUUCUGCAUAGAUUGUGUGAAUGAACAGGGACAGAAUGUCGGGCGAGUCACACGACGGUGGUUCGUGCGAGCGGCCUCCUGCCAGCCUCGAAGAAACGUACAGGCACUGCUUUGUGGGCGGCGACCUGUCGGCGCAGUACAAAUUGGCAAGGCCCGUGAUGCCGCCUGCGAUAGUCUCUGACAUCGUCGAGUACGCGAACCAAACGGUUUCAUGCAAGGAUGGUGUUUGCGUUGACGUCGGAUGCGGUCCUGGACAGAGCACGGAACUUUUUUGCCCGCACUUUAGGAAGGUCGUGGGCACCGACAUCAGCGAGACACAGAUCAGCAUAGCACGAGCAGCUUGCACCGCUAGGAACGUGAGCUUCGAGGUGGCCAACGCCGAGUCCCUUCCCUUGGAUGCCGGCUCCGUGGCACUGGUGUCGACGGUGAAUGCGCUGCACUGGUUCCACUGGGAUGCCUUCUUCGCCGAGGUUCGCCGGGUGCUGGUGGACGGCGGCGUAUUCUGCCCGUCGAUGUACCGGCUGCGCGCCGUGGCUGAGCCGGGACUUGAGGACUGCCUGGAGGAGUUUCGGUACCAGGAGUUUAAGGGCUACCUGACUGCUCAACACGACUUCUGGACGUACGGCUACGAGAAGACGGAGGUCCCCUUCAGUGACGUUCACAAGAAGGACUUUGCAGUGAAAGAGAAUACGACGUUGUCGGCUGUCAUGGCAUGUGUAAGGACGUGGAGUUUUGUGAUACGAAUGGAAGAAAAGGAACCCGAGCGUGCCAAGCAGGCUCUCGAGAGACUGGAGACGAGAAUUCGCUCGAUACUUGGCAAGCCCGAUGAAGAUGAUCCUGAGGUUCAAGUAGCGUACAGAGCAUCUUACAUCCUGUGUCGGAAGUAAAAUACGUGGGGAAUUAUAAGAAUAUGCUCGUGCGCGUGCCUCUGGUUCAGUAAAUGCCUUACUCGAAGAAUUAAAAUACAUCUGGCCGGCUCACACCAUUUUGCAGAGGGGACCAAUAAACUUGUUGUUUGCAGU
Dermacentor andersoni is the source of this 1279-nucleotide messenger RNA. RefSeq names its product putative methyltransferase DDB_G0268948. NCBI's taxonomy places the organism in Eukaryota, Metazoa, Arthropoda, Arachnida, Ixodida, Ixodidae. Gene Ontology annotation, molecular function: S-adenosylmethionine-dependent methyltransferase activity. The record is from RefSeq and is a predicted model, not a curated record.